Molecule: messenger RNA, 1107 nt
Organism: Epinephelus fuscoguttatus (brown-marbled grouper)
Lineage: Eukaryota; Metazoa; Chordata; Actinopteri; Perciformes; Serranidae
Gene: mlnr
Product: motilin receptor
Exons: 2
Coding region: 16-1107 (363 amino acids)
Biological process (GO): G protein-coupled receptor signaling pathway
Cellular component (GO): plasma membrane
Molecular function (GO): G protein-coupled peptide receptor activity
Source: RefSeq, a predicted model, not a curated record
UCAGCGGAGGUUGGCAUGCCCUGGACCAGACCUCAGGUGGACCUUCAUGCCACUGGAGCAGAGGCCAUGGACCAAUACAACAUAGACGACCACCACUUCGAAGGCUCCCUGUUCCCCACCUCCACUCUUAUCCCCGUAACUGUCAUCUGCAUCCUCAUCUUCAUCAUCGGCGUGACAGGCAACACCAUGACCAUCCUCAUCAUCCAGCACUUCAAGGACAUGAAGACCACCACCAACCUCUACCUGUCCAGCAUGGCCGUGUCUGACCUCAUCAUCUUCAUCUGCCUGCCCUUCGACCUCUACCGCCUGUGGAAGUACGUGCCCUGGCUGUUCGGGGAGGUGGUGUGCCGCUUCUAUCACUACAUCUUUGAGGGCUGCACCUCGGCCACCAUCCUUCACAUCACAGCCCUGAGCAUCGAGCGCUACCUGGCCAUCAGCUUCCCCCUCAGGAGCAAGAUGAUGGUGACCAGACGCAGGGUCCAGUACAUCAUCAUCGCCCUGUGGGGUUUCGCCUUGGUUUCUGCUGCUCCCACACUCUUCCUGGUUGGGGUGGAGUAUGACAAUGACACUCACCCGGACUACAAUACAGGGCAGUGUAAGCACACCAACUACGCCAUCAGUUCUGGGCAGCUGCACAUCAUGCUCUGGGUGUCCACAACCUACUUUUUCUGCCCGAUGCUCUGCCUCAUCUUCCUCUACGGCUCCAUUGGGUGCAAGCUGUGGAAAAGCAAGAAUGACCUGCAGGGCCCCUGUGCUCUGGCCCGUGAAAGGUCACACAGGCAAACAGUUAAGAUCCUGGUGGUGGUGGUGUUGGCUUUUAUAAUCUGCUGGCUGCCCUACCACAUUGGUAGGAACCUCUUCGCCCAAGUGGACGACUACGACACGGCCAUGCUGAGUCAGAACUUCAACAUGGCCUCCAUGGUGCUCUGCUACCUCAGCGCCUCCAUCAACCCCGUCGUCUACAACCUCAUGUCUCGGAAGUACAGGGCUGCAGCCAAACGUCUCUUCCUGUUGCACCAGCGGCCCGGACAAGCCCACCGUGGCCAGAGACAGCUCUGUGUGACUGACCACAUCUCCACCCUGAAUGAAAGCCUGACUGGGGUCUGA